UGAUCUGGUAUCGAUAAAUGAUAGAUUGAUAGUGUCGCUUCUCUCAUCUCUAGCUAAGUGCCGCUCGUUUCCAUCAAAUUUUCGAACAAAUCUAUCAAAAUAUAGAAAUAAUCUUGUAAUUGUGAAAAAAUGGAUAACAUAUUGAACAAGGAAAACACAGGAGUUUAUUUACCACCAAACCCCAUUAAAAAUGGAGUCCCUUUGAGUAACACUGUUUUAAAACAAACAGUAAAAAAAAGCGUGCUUGGCAAACUAGACAAUAAUCUGCUCAAAACCCCGAGUAUCACUCCAUUUAAAGCUGAUUCUGUUAAACUCGAAGGGAGUAUUGCCAAAUUGUCGAUUCGUAAGGGACUGAAACAAAAUCUCAUCAAUAGGGAAGAGAUCAGUGUGAAUGCAAGGAACUGCUACUUGGGUGGUUACAAGUUGAAGGCUAAAACUUCCAUUACAAACUUGUUUGAUUAUACAGAUCUUCCCAAUCGACAAUGCUUGAAGAAGUGCAGCAGGCCGAUUCAAGAGAUCUGGUCUGACAAUCAAUGUGGAUAUGAUGCCCUUUUUGAAAAACUUUCAUUUGACUUUCGCAGCUUGGAAAAUGACUUUGGAGAGAAUUACGAACCUCCCAUGGAACCAGAGGUUGAUGUGUUGCCUUCUAUAACUGCCACAGAAAACGUUGGUGCCACCGAUUGCGAAUUCAAAUUAAACUUAAUGCUGCCGAUACCGAAUUUCGAGAGUGUUCAAAUUUUGUUUUAGCGUUAAUAAGUUUUAUUUGUUUUAUCCUAGCAUAUAUGUGUAUUUAAUCGGCUAGUGACUAUAGAAUUAUGUAUUGUAUUUGUUAAGAAAAUUAAAUAAAUAUUUAGCUUCAUCAUA
Molecule: messenger RNA, 864 nt
Organism: Drosophila ananassae
Lineage: Eukaryota; Metazoa; Arthropoda; Insecta; Diptera; Drosophilidae
Exons: 3
Coding region: 130-747 (205 amino acids)
Biological process (GO): chromosome organization
Cellular component (GO): nucleus; cytoplasm
Source: RefSeq, a predicted model, not a curated record